This is a messenger RNA of Myzus persicae (green peach aphid), 502 nucleotides long. RefSeq lists its product as uncharacterized. The transcript has 3 exons. The record is from RefSeq and is a predicted model, not a curated record. The coding region runs from base 1 to 384 and encodes 127 amino acids. Lineage: Eukaryota; Metazoa; Arthropoda; Insecta; Hemiptera; Aphididae.
AUGGGCUGUAGAUUUAUAAGUGCUGAUGAUGGUCUGCUGGAUUGUUUCUUCACUGAUAUAGCUGGAACACUGGUGUUGAAGACUGUACUGCACUGUGUUGAAAUGGCUGGUGACUUUAUCACCACUAAAACUACUUUUGAGGGCAAGCCGACCGAUUACUGGGUCUUGACUCAUUAUAAAAGCUCGAACAUUGUAAAUGUCGCACUUAAGGAUAGAUGGCGUCAUUCGGAAGCAUCAGUGAAGAUCUUCACGAGCGAUAAAUCGAAAGACCAGUCAUUAAAUAGUAGUCUGAAUCAGACUAUGCAGGCCGUAUUCGAUACAAUGCUGCAGGAUUUAGAUCGCCGAACAAUAAAAAGCAAAAUUAUAUUUUCGUGUGUGUGGUAAAUAGGUGGACACUGAGUGUCAAAUCACCGGAUUGUGUGAUACGGUAAUUCUGAGUCGUCCGAGGGGAACAUUCCCAAUUGAACAAAAAAAAUUACCGUGGAAAAACGAACUGUGAACA